AGGGCUGCUUGCUGGCAGCCGCCCGACAAGACGGGGCGCGGGGGGCGGGGGCGCGGCCAUGGGCAAGCGGGGCGACCGGGACCUCGAGGAGCCGACGCCGGACACCGACGAAGACGAGGAGGAGGGCGGGCGCGGCGCCCGGCGGGGCUGCCUUCGCGUCGCGCUCUUCACCCUCGCCGCGAGCGCCCUCUCCGCGUCGCUGCUCGCCGCCACCGCCGGCGCGCUGUGGGCGCCGGAGGCGCCGCCGGACGCACCCUUCUCCGGCCUCCUGCUGCUGCUCUGCGCGCUGCUGGGGGAGCGGUGCCUCCUGCUGACCGCCGAGGCGUUCGGGCUGAAGGUCUGGGUGGCCCUCCUGGCCUGCCUGCGUGCCGCCUCGGCCGCGCUGGGCGCGGCCCUGCUCCUCGCCCCGGCGCCGCAGGGCGCGGUGGACGCGGCGGCGGCCGCCUCGGGCGCCAGCGCGGCUGCGGCGGCGGGGGCUCCCUCGGAGGACGCCGCCCCGCCCGCCCCCGUCGACACGACGAUCGUGUGGUACGCGGCCUUGAGCGCGGUGGUGGCGGGGCUGCAGCUGGUGGCGCCCAGCCCGGCGCGGCCGCGGCGCCCGCCCAGGUGGGCGCGGGGCGCGCCGACCUGCGAGCAGUCGCUGGUCCUGCUGACGAUCGCCGCGGGCGCC
Molecule: messenger RNA, 670 nt
Organism: Prorocentrum cordatum
Lineage: Eukaryota; Dinophyceae; Prorocentrales; Prorocentraceae
Source: the annotation of a GenBank genome assembly